GAGGUUCAAGCAAAGCAUAACUAAGGCAAUACAGACUAGGGACUGGGAAGCGCUUCAUUGCCUUAAAGGACUUUAAUGCAGCUCUCCUGCGACAGUCCACAUUUGAACUGUCUUGAAGAACACCACUUUCAGGCAAAUAAGCAAAUAAGCUUAGACUGAGCCUGUUUCUUCAGCCAACACGGCAUUCUUCGGUAGUUUUAACAAGCUGGAUUCCCGGAGCUCUUCACCAUGUGUGGUGGGUUUUAGAUACUCCAUGGAGCAACCCAUGGAGCAACCCAACUUCUACGAGGUCGACCCGAGGCCCCUGAUGACAAGCCUACCCCACAACCAGCAAAGUACCUACGGCUACAAAGAGAAUCCUGCAGCUGGAGAUCUCAACGAAAUUUGCGAGAACGAAAGUUCGAUAGACAUUAGCGCCUACAUUGACCCUGCAGCCUUUAACGACGAGUUUUUGGCUGACUUAUUCCACAACAGCUCUAAGCAAGAGAAAUCCAAGCUGGCGAGCGGAGAGUUCGAGUACCCCAACGGGGCCAAUACCAGUGCACCAGGCGGUCACCAACAAGCGUUUGGCUGCAUGGCUAGUUAUUUGGACUCCUCUAAGCUGGAGCCCAUCUAUGACCACCCUUCCAGAGUCCGACCCGUGGCAAUCAAACGGGAGCCCGGGGAAGAUGAAGAUGCCAACCAAGCUUCAAUGCCGCCUUUAUACCCACACCAUCACCACCGCCACCCUCACAACCAACAGCAUCUACCGCAUCUCCAAUACCAGGUCGCGCAUUGUGCACAGACCACUAUGCAUCUUCAACCCGGCCACCCGACGCCUCCACCUACCCCCGUGCCGAGUCCUCAACACCAACAGAAUCACCUGCCUGGGGGGUCGAUAAAGAUGAUGGGCGGUGGAGACAGGGGCAAAGGCAAAAAACACGUUGACAAGAGCAGCGGCGAGUAUCGCCUUAGGAGAGAGCGAAACAACAUUGCUGUGAGGAAGAGCCGGGACAAGGCGAAGAUAAGGAACGUGGAAACCCAGCAUAAAGUGAUGGAGCUCGCAACUGAUAACGAAAGACUGCGCAAGAGGGUAGAACACCUCACCAGAGAACUGGAUACAUUGAGAGGGAUCUUCAGGCAACUUCCUGACGGUUCCUUGGUCAAAGCCAUGGGGAACUGUGCGUAAAAAAUGGACUUAAAAAAAAAAAAAAACUCUGGGACUCAGAACUAGCUGGUACAAUGUUUUCUGUUGGGUCUUAGUAGUGAACUAAAGCUCUGACAGAAUCUCAAACUUUAUUUAAAAGAGCGAGCCAGGCAGCUGCGAUAUAAAUAUCUGUGCCUUUUGUACAAAAAUAAGCUUAUUUUUUUAACACGUAAGUGUUGAAUUGGAGGUAUAAAUGCUUCGUACCGUAUACAAAUGUAAAAAUGCGUAAUGUGUGUCCUUAGCUUGUGCAGCAGUUAUAUUUGUUUGUUUUGCAUUUAAACAUACCAUCACAAAAAAUAUGCGCUGUGCCUUUUAAACAUUGCAAGUCUGUAUGUUACUUUUUUUUUUUUAUUAACAUAUUGAUGUCCACGACUUCAACUUGUGUUGUUGUCUUUUGUUAACAACAAUAAAAUAUAUAUAUAUUUUUUUUA
Messenger RNA from Polyodon spathula (Mississippi paddlefish), 1617 nucleotides. RefSeq names its product CCAAT/enhancer-binding protein alpha-like. NCBI's taxonomy places the organism in Eukaryota, Metazoa, Chordata, Actinopteri, Acipenseriformes, Polyodontidae. The record is from RefSeq and is a predicted model, not a curated record. Bases 254 to 1168 code for a protein of 304 amino acids. The transcript has a single exon. Gene Ontology annotation, molecular function: DNA-binding transcription factor activity, RNA polymerase II-specific; RNA polymerase II cis-regulatory region sequence-specific DNA binding. Gene Ontology annotation, biological process: regulation of transcription by RNA polymerase II; myeloid cell differentiation; DNA-templated transcription.